Molecule: messenger RNA, 13269 nt
Organism: Pocillopora meandrina
Lineage: Eukaryota; Metazoa; Cnidaria; Anthozoa; Scleractinia; Pocilloporidae
Source: the annotation of a GenBank genome assembly
AGGCCUUGAUAAAGCUGAACAAAGACCAUACUCGGGUUGGAAAACAAAUGGCUUUGCCUCAGGUGGUUCUCCGGAGAAUGAGUAAGUUUUUGCCGUUCAAAAAUUGGUAUUUAUCUGGUCCCAAUAAGAUUUUUUUUGGAUAUGAUCGUGAUUUCCGUAUUAUUCCGACCAAGUCGCGAUCUUCUGUCAUACUGUCAGUUGUUGUCAAUGAACGCUUAAAACGAUGAAGUGAAGUGACGAUAGACAACUUGCGUUUCUUUCUAAGUGAUGCCUGAGGCUUUAUUUGGUUAUCCAAGCUUUGAACCCGAGGGUAAAAAUUUUGUCUCGAAUUCGAACCGUUAACUUCGUUUGUUAUUAUUUAACAGAAUUAAUUUUCACAAGCUAUAACAAUUCAACUUCUUAAACUAAAGUAAUUUAUGAGAUGCUUGAUCACAAUAUCCAUAGUCAUUUGACUUUUAGAAUAUGAGUGGAAUUUAUUUUAGUUGUUUCAUUUGUGUUUUCCUUUAGAUACAUGUUAAUUUUUUUUUGUUCCUUUGCUUUCCAAGUGAUGUUUGUUUGCUAGAUGAGGGUGUGAGUCAAAGUUGUAGGCAAGCUUCACCACCUUCCAAGGAACCUGAGAAAUGUCUGACAGAUGGACACAGAAAUCCUAAGGUGUGGUUUUUCUCUAUUUUACACUUCUUGGGUCAGUUAUUGAAACAAGGUCUGUUAUUGGAAUGUGGUUUUUGACGAUCAGUAGACAUUGAAAGUUCCUCAUAGGUGGGAUUUUUUUAAGUAGUUAGAUCUUUCUUUUAGUGCUAAAAAGAAGCCCUUUCGACAGUUUUGCGAAAACUUAAUGUUUAGGUGAUAUUUUCUGCUUGAUUUAAGAUUGUUUAGAGCUCAGUUUGGGUUAACUAGAGUUGAACUUUGUUAAACAUACAUGUAGCUCUCAGUUGGUAAAUUUACAUGCACAUGUACCUCUCCCAAUAGAUAAUAGAUGCCAUAAUCAAAACUAUUGGAAAAUUCUCACUGGCUUAUCACCAGCCCAAUUUUAGCACUAAUAGGAUAGUGUACAUGUCAUGUUUUUUAUUGGACAGUGUAUUAGGACAGUUGACAGGUCAUGCCAGUGUAAGUGGAGAGCAUGUGGCAUAUGGGCAGGCUGUUGUCAUGCAUUUUGCACUAACUGUUUUUUUUUUUUAAUGAAAUUGUGAAACUGUUGUCUAGUUUCUCUCUCAAAUUGUGUCAUAGUUUUGAUCAACUGGUAACAGGAAUUUGUGUUGUCCAAUUCUGUCUGUAAUCAUACUCCUGAUCAACCAAUCAGACUCCUGCUCUGCAGUCAUCACUUGUAUGAUUACAGAUUGAAUUGGACUCCACUCAGUUCUAUUGCCAUCAAUAAUCAAAAGAAGUAAUGUGUCAAUGUUAUUUCACCAAUGUAUAUGAAUUGUAUGGGUAAGAUGUUUGCAUACAUGUACAUGUAGCUCAAUACUUCAUUAUGCAUACUAUUCUUGGAUAAAGAAAAACAAUGUAUUGCCUUUGGGUUUGCAUCUCUGUUUUACAGUAGUAUAGGCUGUGUUGAAAUCUGACCAUUGUAUGAUAAUGCAAGAACAUCAAAAGAUGUAAUUUUGCUUGUAAUAAAACUUUUGACUGCCAGCCCAGGUACAGGCUUGGCAUCCAGCAACCAUAUUAGAUUUUUCAAAAUAGAUCAUAAAGACUUGUUUUAAUUGUCAGUAUUUAUUUACACAUUGAACUUGGAGUGUAACAUUGAUUUGUGAUAAAAAAAAACUCAAACGUCUCUGUUCAGUGGCUUUACUAGUACUUCCCAGGUUUUCUUCAUGAAUUUACUCUGCAAGGAACUCUUGAACUAUUAAAUUAAAGAGAACAAAGGCUUUCAUAAGAUGUAUACAAUGUUCUUGGUUGGCUAGGCUCACAUAUUAGGACAUAUAUACAUGUAUAUGUCCUUGGCAUUCAAAGGGUCUUUGCACUUGUCUUAGUGAAAUGAUCAAUCUCUUUCUUUCUAUUAUUGGCUGGUCUACAAUUAUACACAUGGAUUCAGAGCACUUUCUAACAUUUCAGAUUGUUUCAAACAAAGGUUGUUUAUUAUGCUUUUUUGUUUACAAUUCCCCAACUUGUGUUUUGGCUUGGGCAUCAUUCAGUUUUUUUGUCAGUCUUGAUUACUUCAGUUGGUGAUAACACUGUCUGCAGUGUUAAGAAACUGCAAAAUUAUCAGGAUAAGGGCCUUUCCACACUAGGCCAAACUAGAAUUGUCGCAAUAAAAUAAAAGGACAAAUUUUUGUUUGGUUUGUUGCAUCUGCAUUAAAAAUUUCAAAGCUGUUAAAUUCUGUCAGUGCUUGAUCUGUUUGUAAGACUGGUCGGCACAGUUUGCGAAAGGAUACCACCACUAAUUUACAGUAAUUUUAAAAUUUUAGAAUCCCUGAGUUCUGCAACAAAAGACAAUUUUUGCCUCUAUAGUAAACUGAUUUCAGUUCAAGUACAUGUUUGUCAUAGCUUUUAGGACUAAUGAUCAACAAGUUUAACACAGUUUUGUUUAUUUAAUCAAUUUUGUUCUGUAAUUAUAAUGGGACAAAUGUCAGGGGUGCAUUAUUUUGAAGAUUUGUCUGCUUUAGCCAAAAUUUGUCAAGCAACAAACAAUCCGCACUUGUAAAGAGUUGGUGAUGACAGAAAAUUUGUCUUAAUAAACAACCUUGUUGUUAGUGCAUAAAGGCCCUUAUUAGGGUCAUUUGAAGUCUACAUUACAUUUAACUGACAAUUUUUUUCUACUGUUAGGACUUUGAUGCUAAAAAAUCAUCAUUUAAAAUUCCCAAGAAAGCCAAACCCCAGACAUGGAUUGAAUCAUCAUUCUCUUCAAAAGACAACAUGUUAAUUGAAAGCCCUCAAACAAGACUGAAAAAGCAAGCAAAUAAUCCAAGCACUCCUAAGAAAAGGAAUUUUGAGAAAGAAAUUGGAUAUCGCAUUCAUCGUCAAGGGCAUAUGACUCCAAAAACUCGAGGAAGUGAAGAAGUUGCCACUCCUAGGUCACGAUGGAAACAUACAAGCCCUCCUGGUUGGCGAGAUAAACCAACAUGUACUAGGAAUGAUCUCUCUUCUCAAGGUUUGUAACAUUGUGACAUUUGUGACACUGUUAAGGUUAUGAGUCACAUUUAGUAGAUAAGGUUGAACUUCAAAGAGAAGCCUGUCGCUAUGUCUAAGUUGGUGAUUGCUGAUAAUACUUGGAUUUCCAUUUUGAAAUGAAAAAUUUGUAUGUCUAUUGUACUUGUAUCUGUAUAAUAACAAAAAAUUCUUAAAUUGCAGUUUCAAAUGCUCACAACGAUGGAAAAUGCAAUGGUUCUGAUCCAGAAGUCCUUACAAGAGCUAAUAUGCAAAAGGAAUGUAGCUCUCUUGUGGAAGAGCAAAAACAUAGUCAUUCAAUUUUGGAUUCCCUCAUGGGCAGUCAGUGCAAGGGCAACCAAUCCAGUACUAACUCUAAUGGUGAAGUUUCAAUUAGUAAUGACACUGACUCAGACAACAAUUUAAGGAAAAAAACAAAACUGGACAAAAGUGCAAAUUUAACAAAUGAUCUGCUCUCUGAUGAAAAUUAUGAAGAUUGCUUUAAAGAUUACUUUUGUGCAAAAUGCUCCACUAAGUUGUCACAGAACAGAAAUUGCUCACAUUGCAGCAAAGACAAUUUCCCUUCACAAGCAGCCACCCCAAGGAAACCUCUUUCACCGGACAGAUUUUAUAAUGUAUAUGACAGCAAACAUCCAAACGUUCAGCGGACAUAUGGUCGGCAACGGAGAGAUGGAACUCCUAAAUUACUGCAGAAGGGAUCAGUGAGAACAGUGACAUCUGCAAAGGAAUCAAGUAAUGAAGAAUGCCAAACAAAUGUGACUGCAAAGAAGAGAAAGAAUCAGCCGAAAGUAGGUUUGAUUUAUAAAUGUACUACAUAUGUAAGAAGAACAGUAUGAAGAACAUGCAUACUGAUCUUAGAGUGUUAAGGUUUAAGGAAUGCAUAGUGAGGCUGGGAUAUUGCCAUCUUUUGUGCAUGAAUACACUGAAAGUUAACAAAUCAAAUGUUCUUUUUCUUUUUCACGACAAUGAAGUUAAGCAGCGAAGACUCCGAUUCAGGUACAGUAGAGUGUACAUGUAUUGUCAUAUUUCAUUUGAUUUUAGCUCAGUUUUUUUGUAAAUUUGAGCUUUGGUGUCUUUUUGUAUCUUAUCUCUAUAAUGCAAAAAUCAAUUCAAUUGUGAACCAACUUUUAAUUCCCAGAAAUUUAAAAAAACUUGAUUAGCAAAUGGUUAUGGGUAAAAUGCCAUGAUCCUGAUGCUUUGAUUUUUUCAAUAUUUUCAUUGUGGUUUACUCGAUUUCAAAGAAUCAAAAGUACAAGCCAAGAGGAAGCGAAAUACAAGGCAAUCGAAGGUCAUUGCUCCAAAAAAAGGUUGGUGACAUUCUCUAUGUUGAAAAUUGUAUAUAUGAUGCACCACAAUCAAUUAGAUGAUUUAAUGAUAUCAUAAUUAUUGUUGGUUACAUUUUGUUUUUAGACUUUAAAUGAUCAGCAAUUCAUUUGUGGAUUCAUUUCCAUUUGAGCAAAAAAAACAAAAACAAAAACAAACAAAAAAAUCUGGCUAAAAAGUCACUGGCAAUAAACUUGUACUAUUCAACUUUUUAUUUACUCCAUUACUUUUAAAUGAUUUCGAGAGAACAAGUCUCAGUUGGUCAAAUUGUCUGAAAAAUACUUGAUCUGUAACACUACAUGUAUAUCUCAUAAAGGAUAUGGAAUGAUGUACCUGUAGUGGUUAGUUUUCCUAAUCACUAACAUUUUUUAUGAACCUGUUUAUUGUAGUGGAUGUCAUAACAUUAUCAGAUGAAGAAGAGGUUAUAGGUGGGUUGUGUGCAUAAUCCUAUUAACCUUUUAACUCCCAGAUUAGAUUUGUAAUUCUCCUUACUGUCAACCAUACAGUUCUUAUAAUGUUAGUUCAGAGAAUUUAGUAUUGGAUUAACUUAUUAUCCCCAAAUAUAUAUAUAUUUUUUAUUCUCAUCACUUAUCUGGUUGAUAUUGUAUUGAUUUUGUAAGGAAAAUUCUGUCUUGGUCACUCAUGGGAGUUAAAGGGUUAAUUUUCAUGCAAUUGAUGCACUUAAAGACAGUUUACCAAUUUUUGUCAUGGUAGCUCAGAGAACCUUUAAAAUUUUGUACUAGUUGUAGAAGAAAAAAACUGAACUACACUGUACUCAAUUAUCCUUCUUACUUUCUCUUCACCCUGCAGAAACAGAAGCAAAGCUUGUUGUAGAGCAAUCUGAUAUUUCUCUAAAGGAACUUAGCAGCUCUAGUGAUACUGUUGUCUCAGAGUCACCCAUCAAUCAGGAUAAAGAAAUUGCUUUAGAGUCAGGUUACAUGAGCACUAGUGUUUGUUCAGACACAUCUAGCAAAGGAAAAACAUCACCAGAGGUAAUUUUUUUUCUUUUGAAGAGAAUUACUCACUCUACCUGGAAAGUUGUGAUCAGUGUAUAAAUUAUAGCUCCUUUGGUGAGAACAUUGUAAGAAGAAAAAGGGGAAAUGUGCUAAGCACUUUUUUAUGACUUAACAGAUGUUUGGUGAAACCAAUAAGGCUGGAUACAGAAGAUUACAUGUUCCACAUAUCAGAUAUGUUUAUUGUCUUUUAGAGGGAGGGAAAUGCCCAGAAGAAAUCUGAAAAUUUUCAGCCCUAUGUCAGAGAUGAUGGUGAAAUAGAGAUAAUGCUGGGACAGAAUGUGUGGAUUGGAACUUUGGCCUGUAAUUCUACUAAACCAUUAAAGGUGAAUUAAAGAAAAUGUUACAAAUAGCUCUUUUUAAAUUACCAGCUUCAUGUAGAUUACAUUAGUGUAAUUAUUAAUUUAUUGCAAUGAUAACUGUAACAAUAUUUCUUGAUAUAAUGAUCUUAGAAUUGUAUUUAUGUACUUUCAGAUUACUCGCUGUGAUGAUGAAAUUUCAUUUGGUAUUGUGAUUGGUGAGUGGUUCAGUUUUUCUGUAGACUUGUGUAAUAAUCAUCUGAUGAUACAGUCAGUUGAAUUUAAAAAAAUUGAAAAGGAUCCAAAGCUGUUUGGUUUUGUAGCUUUUUUUAUACUUUGGGCUUUCAUUUGAAGGUAGGUCCUGCAAACCAGCACCACAAUAAGCAAGUGUCAGCUACCUCUUUGUUUGGCAAAACAAAAUUCGCUACAGGUUUUGUGUUGUUUUUGCAGCUUUUCUGUUAGAGGUAUCUUACUUUUCUCUUGUGAAACUAAUUUUAAGGGAUAGUUUGGGGUGAGCUUUCUACGGUAAGUGGUCAAUUAUGGUAUAAAAUGGUGUAUUUCACUGUUUUUUACAAUACCCUUAUUGUGUGGAACCUGUAUGAAGGGGUCAACCAAUUUCUUCUGUAAGUUUUUGCAUAUUUACUUACUUUCCUGAAUCCACCCGAAACCUUAGUGAUAUAAUAGUCAACCAGUCCAAUUCUGGUUGUAUUAUACAUUCACAUGUACCUGUUCAAAGUUUGAAAGUAAAAAUGAGACUCUUUUUGUAUUCUACUUUUGUUACAGGUGAUAAAAAUCACGAGGUUACCAUUGUUGAGAAUGACUUUUCUUCUUUGAAAGUAAGAACUAUGAUGAACUGUAUUGUUUAUUAAACUGUACUAGAGAGGGGAUAUAAGAGAGCAGGGAUUGUCAGAGAAAGGGGGAUAUUAGAGAGGGGAAAGUAUUAGAGAGGGGGUACUUAUAAGGGAGGGGACAGUCUCAGAGAGGGGGCUUGUUAGAGAGGGGGCAUAUUAGAGCAGGGUUUAUUAGAGAGAAGGGGUUAUUAGAGAGGGGAAAGUAUAAGGGAGUGGAAAGUCUCAGAGAGGUUGCUUGUUAGAGAGGGGGCAUAUUGGAGAGCAGGGUUUAUUAGAGAGAAAGGGUUAUUAGAGAGGGGAAAGUAUUAGAGAGGGGGACAUCUAAGGGAGAGGAAAGUCUUAGAGAGGGGGCAUAUUGGAGAGCAGGGUUUAUUAGAGAGAAAGGGUUAUUAGAGAGGGGAAAGUAUUAGAGAGGGGGACAUGUAAGGGAGAGGAAAGUCUUAGAGAGGGGGCAUAUUGGAGAGCUGGGUUUAUUAGAGAGAAAGGGUUAUUAGAGAGAGGAAAGUAUAAGAGAAUGGGGACAUCUAAGGGAGAGGAAAGUCUUAGAGAGGUGGCUUGUUAGAGAAGGGGCAUAUUGGAGAGCAGGGUUUAUUAGAGAGAAAGGGUUAUUAGAGCAGGGGGACUUAGCAGAGAGGGGAAAGUGUAGAGGGAGGACUUAUAAGAGAGAGGAAAGUAUUAGAGAGGUGGCUCUUUAGAGAGGGGGACAUAUUAGAGAGCAGGGUGUAUUAGAGAGAAGGGGAUAUUAGAAAGGGGGGACUUACAAGAGAGGGGAACAUAUCAGUGAUGUGGCUCUUAAGAGAAGGCAUAGCUGACAGGGCAGUGUUUAAGAGAGGGGGGGAUAUUAGAGAGGGGUUUCUCAUUUUAUAUACAGUAUCUAAAAAUGCAUGGCCAUCGAAUUUCUCAGUUUAGCAUGAUGUUUAUGAAAUUUUUUCUGCAGGUUUAUCCUUCUUCAAACCCAGGUCUGAUUGUGUUGGGAGUAACUGCAGGCUAUGCACUGAAAUUAAGGGAGAGGAUUGAUCACAGCAGAGGAGCUUUCCUUAAUCCAGGAAGUGCCGGUAAGUUUUUUUUUUAACUAUUAAUAAUAUUUCGCUGGACAGGACUAUUAAAAAAGAAGAGAAGGGUCCAAUUCAAUAUUGCCGUUUGCAAUGAGCUGUGCUAUUGUGCCAUAAAUGUUCGUGAAAUAGCACUUCACUUUGCACAAAAGAUUAUAUAGGAACCUUUAAAAGGGACAUCCUAACAAGGAAGUUUUUAUCUUAAACAGUGACAGCUGAAAGGGACAUUGUUCUUGAACUUAGUGAACAUGUGAAGCCAGAGGUGACUGCUGAUUUGGAUGAUUGGGUAUGUGCAAGGUUUCAGUAGCACCCUAAUCCUAGGCGGAGUAGUGGAAGAAUUUUGUGAUUCUUACUUUCAGAUGUGUUACUGAGCAUCAACUUUGUUCGAGAGCUGCGCUAUAGUUUAUUCUUGCUAUUAACUAUUGUAUUUUGUUUUAUUUUAAAGGUGACAGAAAAGUUAUCAAAAGAGUUUUCUCAGUUGAGGUAAGUAUAAAUUUAGACAAAGAAGCAAUCAGGCCUCAAGCCUUUAGAAGCCUUUUGGUAAUUGUUUUAAGUUAAUGAUUACUUUCUGUGCUCAAUUUUAAUUUUUCAGUACUCAAAUUUCACGUCUCUGCACCAUUUCGUAUUAUCAACAUGCCCACAGUCAAUGAGCGUGCUAAAAUGUUUGCGCGUAUAUAUUUUAAGCCCUUGUCCACUUCCUAUUUUGCAGCUUAGAAGAAGCAGAGAGAAUUCGAACAUACAAAACCCAAAGUCAAAAGCAUCAGAAGUGUAAGAUAAUAUCAUCGCUUUCUUUUGCCUCUUUCUCACUCCUCUUUAAGGUUUUCAACCAUAAUUCUGUUGUUGCUAACACAGUUAUCACAACGAUUGUUUAUAGCACCUGUUGCAACCCAUGAUGGAGGCAGUCGAUCUGCUAUUGCUACUCGAUCCAAGACGUACAACACGAGAACAAACAGUGAUAAGAAGCCAGCGGUAGCAGCACAAACGUACAGUAAUUUUAUGAUGUUUAUACAAUUCAUUAUCAUAUCUUACAUUGGAUGCGGUAACAAAAGGACUUAUGCCAUGUUAAAUUACAUAACCUAACUAUCAACUGAAAUGCUAAAUAGAAAGCCUCUAGUUUGGAAAAUUAUGAUAUUUAUCUGUUUUUCGUUGAACUGAGUGUCGAAAGUAAUGCAAGAUUGUUUUGGUUUUACAUCAUUCGGUCUGUGGUUGGUCUACAAAACUUGAGGUAUCCUCUUAACCAAUCAGACACAAAGCUAAAACCGAUCAUGACUUGGUCGCUCACAUUUUCCCGCGUUUUUGAUAGGUUGACUUUUUUUUAACAUAUUUUGAGUUCUCAUUGGCUAAUAAUGAUGUAAACCUUGGGUUUUGGAUUUUCAACACUCAUUUGAAAACUUCUCUAAUGUGUGAUGUGUACUUUGUUGAAAUCUGUUGUCGGUUUUUUUAACAGGCUUAUUGUUUAUCCUCGUCCUCCUCAACCUGGUGGAAUCACAGUCACUACAGAGGACGUCGCUUGCCUUGCACCUGGUGAAUUACUAAAUGAUGUCAUCAUCGACUUCUACCUAAAGUGAGUUUGAUUGAUGGCAGUUACCCGCCCAGAUAUAUUUUAUUGUCUUAAGAGCAACUAUUUUCAGGUUUAGAAAUCCGUAACAGAGUACAUUUUGAGUUAUCGCUGCAAAACUAAACCAAAAGUAAAUAUAACGGCUUAUCCGAAUAACUUUCGUGAAGUUCGGGAAAACAUUUGUGACCUGGUCGCAAUUAGUUUUAGUUUUGCAUCUGAUUGGUUGAGAGGAAAGUCCAUUUGUUUUCAAGGCCAAUCAUAGCGCGAGGUGAAGCACAAAUAACGCAAUCUCGAUUUACUUUCGACACUCAGUUGAAAAUUGCUUUUAUUGUUUAAAUGUAUCUCUGCCUUGUUGUCUUGUACCUUCUCUCAUUUACAGAUAUAUAUUUUUUGAGAAGCUCUCACCCGCUGACAGAGAACGCACACACAUUUUAAGCUCAUUCUUUUACAAGCGAUUGACUCAGAGAAGUACCAGUGGCAGUUCCAACACCUCCACCAGGUUUGUUCGUCAAGAAAUCGACCAAGUUAUAUUUUAAUUGGCCAACUCCCUACUUUUUUAAAAUCAUUUGAAUUUCCAUAUUCUUUUCAAAGCGCACGUUUAUUAUCGCAUCAUGAAAGUCGAUGAAUUUCAAAGGAAUUGCUGCUGAAAGGAAAUUAAUUUGUUUUUUUUUUAUUUAUAUGUGCGUAUUUUAGUAUUAGAACCUUAUCGCAAUCUUGUAAUUAAUGUUUUUUUCUUUUUUGUAUUUUCACCUCAGCACCUCAGACAGAAUGCAUUCUCAAGUGCGAACAUGGACCAAAAAUGUGGACAUAUUUGAAAAGGAUUUUGUAGUUGUACCUAUUAAUGAAAGGUGCGUUAGAAGGAGAAAAAGAAAAACAGAACUGGAAAUGAUUUUAGCCGCAUGUACAACAAACAUAAAAACAUUAUCAACACACCAGUUAGAGGGUAGCUUAGUAAUAGAUUGCAGAGAAGCCAUGGACCUAUUAAAUUUUAAACGCUUAUUGAAUAAAGAACUACGCUAAGAUAAUGCAAGCGGUAGUAAGUGGCAAGUCGUCCGCAAAAUAAAUUUGAUCUUUGAUUAAAGGGAGUAUUUUGGCUAUAUGGAUGGAUGUUGUGAAGAGUGAACUUGAGUUUCAUUUUACCUCAACAGCUCACAUUGGUACUUAGCGGUGAUCUGUUUUCCUGGGAAGGAUGGCCAAACUCUUGUCAAUGAAAUCAAUGAUGAAGACGAUGGGAGUGACUCAAAGGUACUUGUUUCUUUUAACAACCUUUCUGAUGGACGCCAAGUAGUCCGAAAUUAAAAUGUGUCUUUUCAGUUAAUUACGAAAUUCAUGUUGAAAAACAAACAAAAAAACAAACAAUUUUAGGAGAUCUUAAACUGUUCGAGUUCAGUUUUGUAUUAAACCAAUAAUGCCGCACUGCAUAUCCUACAAAGGACCUAACUGUUAGCGCGCUGGACCCUGGGUCGGGAGGUCUGGGUUCGAACCUUGGCCAGGCCAUUGUGCUCUGUUUACGGGUAAGACUCUCACAGCACCUCAUUUGGUAGAAAUAGGUAUUGGUGGACUGUUAGAGAAAAUAGAAUGGACAAAAUGUUGAGUGGUGAUGCUCUUAGUCGUGUUAUGUUAUAGACCUAUGACAGUUGUGCGAGGAAGUAGACUUUUCCCUUCACAAUAGUAAAAAACAAAAUUGAAUGAAAAUGUUCCACUUCAGAAUGAAGACCACGAUAUUAAAACUGGGGAAGAAGCAAAAAAUGGUCGCGAUAACGAUGACGAUGUUUUUCUGCUCCGCUCUCCAUUUGCAAAGGACCGGAAGAAAUCACCCAAACAAAACCAGAGUAAAAGCUUGUCGAAACAGAUCAUCACAUCGCGGUAAGUUCUGUUUUAUUGGGGCAUUUGAUUCAGAUUACCUCUUCCAUGUGGUCAAAUUUUAGAAAAUACAGAAAUCGAUCUAGCCGGAACAUUUAAGCUCAUUUUGGACUUUGACGCAAACGGGUUCCAAUGCUCCGUGUUUUGCUUUCUCGGCGUGAAACUGGGAAAUCCUAACGCCAAAGACAAUUUAUCUUAUCUUUUUCCACAAAUAGGUAAAGAAAAGCAACCGAAGUUCACUAAAUUUUGUAGAUGGAAAGUUCUCUUAUUGCAUAUCAUUGAAAAGUUUUUUUUUUCGUUGUAUCUCUCUUUUUUUCAGACCUUGUAUACUAGUUUUUGACUCCUUGGGAUUGACGAGAUCAAGGUGUCUCUUUAAUCUCAGAAAGUAAGUGUUUACUAUAAACGUAUAAAAAAAUUGUUAUUUCUGUUUAUUUUUAACCGGCGAACUUUCUUUGGACUACCUACAUUGAGCGGGAAACAGACUAGCGCACGUGGCACAUGGCGGGAAAACGGCACCGAUCACCCGUAGUUAUGUUUAUCUCAGUAGAUCAACCUCUGUGAAGAUUUUCGCAGUGAACCUGACGUUUUAACCAACAUUUUUUUUCUUCACAGUUACCUUCAGUGUGAGUGGAGAGAACGAAAGAAAGAACCUAAAACUAAGUCUUUCGACAAGGAUGCAGUGAAAGGGAACCACCCAAAGGUAGCAAUUUAUUCAUUCAUCUAUUUAUUUGUUUUGUUGCUGAUUAUGGUCAAUUACGAAAAUUUCUGUCGUAAUGUUUUUGUAGGAAGAUUCUAGUUCUGCCCAAACUGUCAAUCGAACGAUCAUCCAUUGAAAAUGGUAAAACAACUGGUGUCUAACUGGUACGAUUAUAUUUUGUGUACUCUGAUCUUUUCUGUACGUAUUUGUCAGGUUCCCGGUCAGGAUAACCAUUUUGACUGCGGUGUUUACGUGUGUCAAUACGUGGAGAGCUUUUUCACGGUAAUAGUUGCUUUGUUGAUUAAUAAUUAUUCACUGGAAUUAAAGCAAGCUUCCUUUCUGUUUACCCAAGUCUCCAGUACUUCAUUUUCCAGGCCUGAAAAGUCACGGACUUUGAAUAGACUUCAUAGAAGGUCAUAAGUUCAGCAAGUUCUGGAUGUUUAUUCGUUUGUUUGUUUUAAUUGUAAUACAUCAGUAGAAACAAAAGGAAUUACAUAUACAUAAAAUAUAAUAGAAUAGAAUUGAAAAUUUAACAUUUGGUGAGGAAACCCGCAGAGAAACCAAGAGGCUUAAGCGAGCUACAGGCUCUUCAUAUUUUCUAAAAUUGAAGGAUCAGUCAUAUGGCGUGAUUUAGGUACAAAUAUUUUAGGCUAAAAAAGGAAAAAACCCACACACAAAACAACAGCAGACACGUAAACAAACAUAUAAUUAAGGAACUUGAGAAGAGUAAGAAAAAAGAAAGCAAGAAGGGAGCCAGCUUUGGAGUAAUAUUCGCAAUUUAAUAAUAAUGACGAUAAUAAUAAUAAUAAUAAUUACUUUAUUUAUCCUGAUUUAAAGACCGGUUAGUAAAUCAAUAGUGAUUGACUGGUAUCGAUCGGAUACCAAUAAAAAAUACAUAAAAGUCAAUAAAAAAUAAAAGGCAUUAAGUUUACAAUUGAAUAACAAGAUCUUUUUAAGAAUUAUUGAAUAAAAUCUACGUUUAACUUGUACAAAUGUGAUUGGGGCUGUCCAUGUUCGCCAGGUAAGUAAAUGUUUUGCCCUUAAACUGUGCAAGUGUUGUGAGCUCACGUAUGUCUCUUGGCAGUUUGUUCCAAGCACUCGCAGCUGAGAAUUUAAACAAGGUCUGUCCACAUUUAGUCUUAACGUGUGGUAGAUCGAAUAAAGUUGAAUCUCUGAAGGAUCGAUAAUGUCUUUGUGAUCGUUUUAUUAAGUAAACUAACCUAAAUUUAGACUUAAACAGAGAAAGUGUGCUAACAUUUGGGGUUUCAAUUUUAGGAGAAUUGAAAAAUUUAGAAGUGGCGUUGGAAAGUCGGAAAUAGUGCGUGCCCUGUGUCGUUGUGAACUUCUUUUAUAACAACUUUAUUUUUUGACCUUCUCAGGAUCCAAUCACAGACUUCUCACUGCCGAUAAAGAAACCAGACUGGUUCUCUUCAAUCCAAGAUAAAAGAGAGGAGAUACGGAAACUUAUAUACACUCUGAAAACUAGUGCAGAGGUCGACAAUGUAACAUAA